This is a messenger RNA of Triticum turgidum subsp. durum (durum wheat), 3609 nucleotides long. The record is from the annotation of a GenBank genome assembly. NCBI's taxonomy places the organism in Eukaryota, Viridiplantae, Streptophyta, Magnoliopsida, Poales, Poaceae.
AUGCACAGGAGCAAGGGGAAGCUGUCGGGCGUCCUCAGCAAGGGCUUCAAGCCCGACAAGUGCAAGAUUGCCCUCAAGAUGGCCAUGGCGCGGAUCAAGCUGCUGCGGAACAAGAAGGAGGUGCAGGUAAUCGAGAAGCUCUCAGCAGGAGCACCGGAUGUACAGACUAAAACCAAAACCUUGAGCUCAAUUGCGGCAGAGCACAACAUAAAAUGGGAGCCAAAAGCAUUUGAAGAGCAGAAGCAAAAUGAAGAUCGGAUGUAUGGAUCAACAUAUUCUGGAGGAAACAUUCCAACUUCGGGGUCAUCUGCUUCUAGCGUGCCAACUCCUCAACCUGCAGCAGCUCCCUAUUCAUCUGUUCAACCAGCCACUUCUCGUGUGCCUGCAGGACCUUCUUAUGAAUCUUCUGAAGCUCCAGCUAAUAGAAACCCACAUGGCACUGCCAACUCUAAUGCUUCCACACAGGAAAAUAGAAGGGGUUCGGAUGCUUCAGUGCCUCCUAGCUUCCAACAUGGUGCAGCUACUUAUUCCUCAGCAAAUAUUCCUGGAUCUAACAACUACUCUAAUACUGGGAGUUCAAGUGUUUCUGGACCUCACUCCCAAUUUGGCUCAACAGUUCCAGACCCAGUAUCCAGGACUGAAGAGAUCAACCGGCCUAGGGAAAGGAAGUCUUCAGCUAGUGGUUCCAAUUGGAAUGUGGAAUUCAAGGAUGCAGCAUCUGCAGCACAGGCAGCAGCAGAUUCUGCUGAGAUGGCAAGCAUUGCUGCCAGAGCUGCAGCCCAACUUGCUAGCCGUGGAAACUUCUAUGCAGACCAAGAUACUGGUGCUUAUGAAUCAACUGCUUAUAUGAAUGACACUACACCCAGGAAGCAACAAGCUGGACGUUUGAUGAAGGAUGGUAAGAGUUUUAAUGAGCAGAUUUCAGGUAUUAAUGAUCCAAGGAUGAUCUCAAGUAAUGCAAGAGAAGAUGAAGAAAGAGCAGAAACAAACCAUGCUCCUGAAAGCCGUACUGAUCAUGACAUGCCAACUGAACCGCAUCAUGCUCAUUCAUCUGAGCCUCCAUAUUUUAAUGAUUCGUCUGAGCCUCCAUAUUUUGAUGAUUCAUCUGAGAAAGAAAGCAAUAUCAGAAGACCUGAGGAUCACCCAUUUGAUUUGCAUGAGGAAAGGUUGCCAGAUGCUGGAUUUGAUUGGCACCACACCAAGGAUAUAGGAAGCAGGCAAGCUAGCUUUGAUCAAGAGAGUAGGAAUAACCACUAUAGUAAUUUUAGUGCUUCCCACGGUGGCAGCAGUAUGUCUUGGGACAACCAGAAUGAUAAAGCUGGAGCUGAUUCUUCAGCUGUUUUAUUCGAUGAAUUUGACUAUGAUGUUCAAGAAGAGAACUUACUGGAUCAUUUCGCUUCAAAACAUACUGAAGAGCUGCCAACUGUGCAGGGCCACAAGGGAUUCUCAAGUGCAGAUUGGAGUAAGCAGCCUAGAAGUGAAUCUCCGGUUGAUCGUACCACUUCAACUCUCUUUUCAAGAACAGAAACACAGCCAUCUUAUGAUUUAGGAGCAAACAAAGAGGAUAUUCCCCUGAAUGAUACUAGACCACCUACUUUUGAUUCAGAUGGUGUUAGUUCUGACGAGGAAACAAGUACAGACAUGCAUAUCUUAAGGACCCAUUCAAGAGGAUCUGAUUACUCUGAGAACAAAAUGUUCAAUAAGAAUUCUGGAGAGUUUGUUCCUGAUGUUAAUGAUAGUAUUGAAGAUCAUGAAUCUAGGCCCAGCAAGCAAUACCAGAAUCCACCAGGUUCUGAUGUAUUCCACAAGGAGCAAAACAGUGGCGGUUCACCUAGAUAUGACUAUUUGGGAGCACGGGGGAACUUGGGUCGUGUGCAAAGCAGAGAUUAUGAUCUUUCAGAAGAAGAAACAGAACCACAUAAAUUGGAAGGUACAUCCUCAGGGAUGACAGGAGCAAAUGAGAAUCGGCCCUCGCCUUUCCGCAUUCCAACUUCAGCAACAUCUGAUGACAGCGAUGACGGUGAUGUUGGCCUGAAUUAUGGAAGGUUAACUCCUGGACUAAGAAACAAACUCAGGCAAGGUCCACAAUACAAAAUUUCUGGGGAUAACUUGCUGCGAAAACAGUCCUUAGAAGGAGCUCCUGCCAGCAUUGAAGAAUCAGUGCAUUUCAAAGAGAAUGACACAUCAUCUGAACAGACGGGUUCACGCACAACCAAGAAUUCUUUUGGUGCAAAUUACCACAGUGAACAUCUCGAUGGGAGACAUACUGUUGGCAAGCCUGUGGAAUCAAGAUCAUCCAUGACGAGGGAUGACUUAUAUUCAGGUGAUACAGGGAAGUUAUCUGAACGAUCUGGCAGUCCAAUUUCUAGCCCAACCAAGACUUCUGUUAGGGAAAAUUCUAUUCAAGAGCCACAUCUUGAAAGACCGGGUAGUGGGGUGCGCAGGGAAAGUAGAUCAAGAACUGCCAGAACUUUCUUUGAUUCAGAUGAGAGCGAAGAAGAAUUGGAACGACGCCGGUCUGGCCAGACAAAGUUGUCUAAAGCGCAGAUACAAUCACGGAGGACUCGGGAGGUAGCACCCGAUACAAAGAGAGAUGGCCGAGCCCGGGUUGGAGCACAGUAUGCCGUUGAAGCUGAAAGCACGCCAAAAAGCCCUGCUAAAGCAUUCUCCAACUCGAGUACUGAACAAAGAAAAGUGGCACCUGCGUACUCCAGGGUUUCAGUACAGCAGUCUUUGCCAAAUCCUGUGCGCAUUGAACCUCCCGCAGCUAGAGGCAGGUGGCAAGAAGAUGAACCGGAUGGAAGUUCUUCUCCAGAAAACGAGGGAAACACAGAGACCUCAGCAGAGACCCUGAAAAAAACACUAGUCGCUCGGUUCGGUCGUUUUAAGUGGGAUUAUGACAGUUUGGAUGAUGCUGUUUGGGAAGUUAGAAUGCACUUCCAUGACAGAGACAACUUGGAGAGAUCAAUCUGCAUUUCAGACAUCACAUAUCACAAUUUGGUAGCAUUAAUAGACAUAGAGGGAUAUGGACUGAAUGAUUACGUUUACUUUGUGAGGGAGCCUGGUGUGGGUAUUGCAGGAUUGGAACAAAUUUCUGAUGAUGACAAGGUGGAUGAAAUGCUUGACCAUAUUGGUAAUAAAGAUCAGAAUGUAGUGAAUUUGACAGUGAUUAGGGCCACUGAUCCAAGACCUGCAGAUUUGAAUUCAGGCUAUGUGUAUGAGGAGCAGAGGCAGUCAGAGCCACUUCAGUUCUUUUCCACACAGCAGAGCACAAACUUAGAUCUUGCUAGGGAUCAAGAUGAGCUGGAGACACUAAUGGAGCUAAAGAGGAGAACCAAGAUUGAGAAAUUUAGGAAACAUAAGGAGGAAGUUGAGCAUGUUCAAAUGGUUAAGCAAAAACUACCGAUUCUUUUAGCUGAAGAUGAUUCUGAUCUGGAUGCAGAUGAGGACUUUCUUAACAUGCUUAAUCAGUUGAGGAGGCAGAGAGAGGACCCACUCCUUCAUUUUGAAGGAGACACUGAUGUGGAUGAAGUGUAUGGGGAAGAUGAGGAAGAGGAGCAGGUGGAGCAUGAGGAAGAGGAGCAGGUGGAGCAACAACAGGAGGCAUAA